Molecule: messenger RNA, 855 nt
Organism: Aspergillus viridinutans
Lineage: Eukaryota; Fungi; Ascomycota; Eurotiomycetes; Eurotiales; Aspergillaceae
Exons: 3
Coding region: 1-855 (284 amino acids)
Source: RefSeq, a predicted model, not a curated record
AUGAAGUUUUCUCCAUGUCUCGCGGUCUUAGUGUCGUUAGCGGCGGCGGCCCUACAUCGCCCUAACUGGCCCAAACGUCACUUUGGAGACCAGGAGAUCACAGAUCCAAACGUUCUCGCGGAGCUUCAAACCCGGCAUGCGCGCUUGCUCGCAAACAUGAGGGACAAUGAGGUCAUCUAUAUGCAUACUGACGAAGCCAUUGGCUAUCUGAACAGUCCAUUACAGAAGCGUUUAGUUCCGCCUAUCAUCCUUGGUAUUCUUGGUAUAGAUGCUUUCGUCGAAGUUUUUAGCGAGCUUGGGGGCUACGCAGCAGACAUAGCAGCCGGCCUCCAGAGAGCACUCGACUGGAAUGAUCACGCCAUUUGGACCGACCCGGGCCACUGUCGCGUGUUUUUCCAGACACAUGCCGGCAGCGAGUUGACCUUCAAGACCUGGAAUAUCAGUUCUGAUUCUGACAGCCCCGAUACAAAUUGGAACGACCACCAACCUUGGAUUGACCCGCACUCCAACCCUCCACCUGUGAUCUAUUUCGACAGUCCUUUCAUCGGCACUUACAGUGUCCAGUUUACUGCCACCGAUCAGGUCGCCUGGAGCGGCAUUGACGGUACCGAGAAGUGCGUCAUGCAGGGCAUAUGUAAUCCCCAGUACGUCUUUUAUCGCAAUGGUUAUAACAUUCUCAUCAAUACAUGGCACUCCCAGGGAGAGGUUUCUAAAUGUCAAUACUCGGACGGCGAGGAGUGCGGAGGUCUGUGUUCCUCCGGUGUCCUGGACCAGUUCUCGCGGCACGGCAACGUCUGGGGAGGGUGUUGCGCCGUUCCCUGCAUCUGGGACGGCCCAGAUGGUGACUCUAUGUGA